AUGACUGUUGAUAAUCAGAAUGCAUGUCCUAACACCAGAGAACAUCUUAUUCAUUAUGGACAAAAGUACUCUAUGAAGAUGUAUCCAAAAUUUCAGCCCAGAUUAUCUAAUGCUAGAACAGUAGGUAAUAUUGGUGGAAAACCUAUUUCUCCUUGGAUAGAUUCUGCUUACUUUACCUAUGGCGCUCUUCCUCCUUCAUCUAUGAAUGGUAUUAUAUACAGCAUUCAAGGAUCGCCUAAUACAUUCCUUGAAGGAUUUUAUUCUAUCGGUUUAUCCUGGAGGGGUCGUAGAGAUGGUCAGAUUUACGAAUCUGCAUCAACUUCAGCUGGACCUGAUGAUUUCGAUUGUUUGCAAAAUGAUCUAACUGGAAUGUCUGAACAAAUACAUGGUUUUGGAAUGGGUUGGGGUUAG
Messenger RNA from Lottia gigantea (owl limpet), 411 nucleotides. RefSeq lists its product as hypothetical. The transcript has a single exon. Bases 1 to 411 code for a protein of 136 amino acids. The record is from RefSeq and is a predicted model, not a curated record. NCBI's taxonomy places the organism in Eukaryota, Metazoa, Mollusca, Gastropoda, Lottiidae.